Belonocnema kinseyi is the source of this 549-nucleotide messenger RNA. RefSeq lists its product as uncharacterized. The coding region runs from base 1 to 549 and encodes 182 amino acids. Gene Ontology annotation, molecular function: nucleic acid binding. Gene Ontology annotation, biological process: DNA integration. The transcript has a single exon. NCBI's taxonomy places the organism in Eukaryota, Metazoa, Arthropoda, Insecta, Hymenoptera, Cynipidae. The record is from RefSeq and is a predicted model, not a curated record.
AUGGCCUCUAAGGCCGUUCACAUCGAACUAGCUUCAGAUCUUUCCACCAAAGCUUUUCUGGGAUGCUUCCGUCGAUUCAUUAGUACGCAUGGAAAACCGCGAGCAAUGUUCUCCCAUAACCGGACAAACUUCGAAGGAGCAAACAAAGAGCUCAAGAAAAUCUACGAUUUACACGCGACGUCAGAAUACCAAGACGCGAUUCAAGGCUUCGCCGUGUCUAGACCUAUCAAAUGGCAGUUUAAUCCACCCCAUUCUCCGCACUUUGGCGGAUUAUGGGAACCCGCAGUCAAAAGUUUUAAACGUCACCUGAUUCGAGUUAUGAAAGACCAAAAGCUCACGUACGAGCAACUCGAAACUUUAUUGAAGGAAAUCGCGGCCAUCCUUAACUCUCGCCCAUUGCACGCGGUUUUCGCAGAUCCCAGCAAUGCGUUAGCAAUAACACCUUCACACCUUUUAAUUGAGCGUCCGUUCAAAUUCUUACCCAAACCUGAUUUUGUUGCAGUUCCUGAUAAUCGUCUAACGGCUUACCAAUUCAUCUCCAAGGCCUGA